Molecule: messenger RNA, 1092 nt
Organism: Pseudozyma hubeiensis SY62
Lineage: Eukaryota; Fungi; Basidiomycota; Ustilaginomycetes; Ustilaginales; Ustilaginaceae
Product: NADP-dependent alcohol dehydrogenase
Exons: 2
Coding region: 1-1092 (363 amino acids)
Biological process (GO): alcohol metabolic process
Molecular function (GO): alcohol dehydrogenase (NADP+) activity; zinc ion binding
Source: RefSeq, a predicted model, not a curated record
AUGCCUCGCGGAUACGGUAUCGCCGACACCAAGAACUGGACCGACUUCAAGGUCUUCGACUUCGACCUCAAGAAGGAGACUGACGACGAUGUCGACAUUGCCAUCACUCACUGUGGUGUCUGCGGCUCUGACGUCCACACCAUCUCGGGCGGCUGGGGUCCUCUGAACCACGACUUCUGCAUUCCCGGUCACGAGAUUGUCGGUAUCGCCACCAAGGUCGGAAAGAACGUUAAGGACAUCAAGGUCGGCGACCGCGUCGGUGUUGGUGCCCAAGUUGAUUCCUGUGGAGAGUGCGUCCCAUGCGUUCAAGAAGAAGAGCAAUAUUGCCAGGGAACCCCUGCCAACUCCAAGUCGUCGCAGAAGAAGGGUCUCGUAGACACAUACAACGCAGAGCACCACUGCGGUACAAAGGCUAUGGGCGGAUACUCGACCAACAUUAGGACCCAGCAGCAGUUUGUCUUCCCCAUCCCUGAGAAGCUCAAGUCUGAGCACGCCGCUCCCAUGCUUUGCGGUGGUCUCACGCUCUUCUCGCCUCUGAUCCGCAACGGUGCCGGCCCCGGCAAGCGCGUUGGAAUCGUCGGCAUCGGCGGUCUCGGCCACUUCGGUGUCAUGUUUGCGCACGCUCUCGGUGCAGAGGUCGUAGCCAUCUCGCACUCCCCUCGCAAGCGCGAGGAUGCGCUCAAGAUGGGCGCCAAGGAGUUCGUCUCGACCGGCGAGAACCCCGACUGGGCCGAGGAGUACAAGUCCAAGCCGUUCGACCUGAUUAUCAACACCGCCUCCUCCAACGCUGUUGACCUCCCCUCGAUCCUCAGCACGCUCAAGGUGCACGGCCGUCUCAUUUGCGUCGGCAUGCCCGAGGACGUCUUCAAGGUUCGCAUCCAGAACUUUGCCGGCAACGGCUGUCUCAUGGGUUCGUCGCACAUCGGAAGCAAGAAGGAGGCUCUCCAGAUGCUGAAGCUCGCCGCUGACAAGGACAUCCAGCCUUGGGUCGAGGUGCUGCCCAUGAAGGACUGCAGCAAGGCGGUCAAGAGGGUCGAGGACAACGACAUUCGCUACCGAUUCGUGCUCGAGCAGGAUAUCGAGAAGCACUAA